Messenger RNA from Hirundo rustica (Barn swallow), 4129 nucleotides. RefSeq names its product collagen like tail subunit of asymmetric acetylcholinesterase (gene COLQ). Lineage: Eukaryota; Metazoa; Chordata; Aves; Passeriformes; Hirundinidae. The transcript has 17 exons. The coding region runs from base 106 to 1467 and encodes 453 amino acids. The record is from RefSeq and is a predicted model, not a curated record. Gene Ontology annotation, molecular function: heparin binding.
GUGAGAGCAGAGGCAGAGAGCAGGCAAGGCAGAGAGGGAGCGGGGAGAGAGAGCCCCAAAGCAGCCCUGCGCCUCUGAGCUGGGAGCUGCCCGGGCAGAGCCAGCAUGCUGCUCCUCAGCCCCCUUGGCCCGGGAUCUUACCUGCUGCUUUUCUUCUGCUUUGCUUGGUCUCAGACUGCCUACGCUGACAAUGUCUUCUCACUUUCAGCAGAUCUCCCUUGCUUGGAACAGAAGAAGCAGCUCAACUGCAGAGCGUGCUGCCUCCUUGGCCCUCCUCCACCGCCCCUCUUCCCACCACCGUCCUUCAAACACAGCUGGAGCACUAAGCUGGAUAUGGAAGAGCUGUGUCAUGAGCUCCAGAUAAUGCAGGCUUCCUCUCUGCCUGAAUCGCACUGUUCUGCAGGGCCUCCUGGCCCCCAGGGUCCACAAGGAAUUCCUGGUAUAAUGGGACCAAAAGGAGACAAAGGGGAGAUUGGCAGGCCUGGAAGAAAGGGCAGACCAGGUCCCCCGGGUGUCCCUGGGAUGCCAGGACCGGUAGGAUGGCCUGGACCUGUGGGACCGAAGGGUGAAAAGGGAGAGUUGGGUGUGAUGGGAUUGCCAGGUACAAGAGGACCAAUGGGCUCCAAGGGUUUUCCUGGAACAAGAGGAGAAAAGGGAUCCAGAGGUGACAGAGGCGACAAAGGAGUCAAAGGAGACCCGGGAGAAAUAGGCUUCCCUGGAAUGCUGGGACAAAAAGGAGAGAUGGGCCCCAAGGGACAGUCUGGAGUACCAGGACACAGAGGACCUAUAGGAAGACCUGGAAAACGAGGCAAACAAGGACUCAAGGGAGACGCUGGACCGGCGGGUGUCAUGGGCCCACCUGGCAGACCUGGUCCUGUUGGCCAGCCCGGCCCCCCUGGACCCGCAGGAUUAGGGCAAUUUGCAAUAGGACCAAAGGGAGAAAGAGGACUUCCAGGACCUCCAGGGAGAUGUCUCUGCAGAACUGCACAGCAUAUGAGUAACCCAUCAUAUGAAGAAUCUGUGUUUGGACACAGCUACCCCAAAGUUCCCGCGAUUUUUGUGGUGAAUAAUCAAGAAGAAUUGGACCGGUUAAACACUGAAAAUGCAUUAGCUUUUAGAAGAGAUCAGAGGUCUUUGUAUUUCAAGGAUACCUUUGGAUGGCUCCCAGUCCAGCUCACCCCUUUCUACCCCGUGGAUUACCGCUUCGAGGAUGGGGGCACCUGCGGAGACGGGAUCGUGCAGGAUGGGGAGGAGUGCGACGACGGCAAUGCAGUGGUGACUGAUGACUGUAUAAGGUGCCGCCGUGCUUACUGCGGAGAUGGCUACAAGCACGAGGGGGUUGAAGACUGCGAUGGGAUGGAUUUUGGAUAUUUGACAUGUAGAACAUACCUCCCCGGGUCUUACGGAAAAUUGCGAUGCACUCCUUAUUGCUACAUUGACUCCACACAGUGUCGAUACUUCACAUGAGGGGAGCGGAGGUGGGUAGCAUCCCACGUGUAGGGGUGCUAGGUGCUACACUAUCACUCAUCCAAGAAGGACUGGGACAAAAAAACACCCCACCCACCUCUGGGAAAAAAAAACAAAGACACAUCAUGCUGCUGAUGGCUACUUUGAGAUAUUUUUUUUUUAAUAUAAAUUUGUCAGAUAGGGAAAAAUAGGACCACUGCAUCCUGUCUUAAUAGAGAAAUAAAUGUCAGUGUGUGCCAGUGAGACUUCCAUGCAGCUGUGGAUGGCAACUUGCUCUCCAUCACAAAAGCAACAUUAAACUACUGGAAGCUGAGUUUCAUUAACCAGGAAUGUUGUGUAACAAUUACCUCGACUUAGCACUGUUAAACCCAAAUAUAAUCUCUUCAGGGGUUUUGUCUUUAACCCUUCUCUGCAUAAACACAAAGCGUAUCUUGGGUGCCGUGUUUAGAGGGACUUUCUCUUUUAUUACAAUGUGAACUUAGCAAGUGUUGUAUCCACAAGAUAUGACUUCAGCAACUGUAAAGUUACCAAUUCUCCUUCAUUGCUCAAAGGAGUUAAAGUUCUUUCAGAAUCAGCAAAUCAGCCAAAUAGGCUGGUUAACAUCACCUUCAGGUGAAGGCAUUUUCUGCAUGUGCGCACUGCAAGCAGUCACAGGAGGCCGGCAGAACACACAAAGAACAAACUGGACAAAUAAACUGUGAAAAAGCCAAGAAGUGCUCUCCCAGGAGAAAAUCAGACAAGGAGGGAAGAUAAAGAAGGGACAUAUUUCUGUGUUUUUCUCCUCUGUGCUGAGCAGGCUGGGAAAACAUUGGUUUCCUGCCUGAAACCAUGGCCAUGUACGCAUUGUCUUCUCUCUGGAGUCCACACUGGAAGGUCUUUGCAUUUGCAAACCCUUGUCCACCCGACCAUCAUCAUUCAAUUCCCAGUUAUCCCUGUGCUCCCUCCCCCUCUGCCACUGUCUGUUUCCGCCACCGUGUACCCCAGUGUGUGUGCUCACUUUUGUAUCGCCGUGGAUCAGACAGCGGAGCAGCGCGUUUGUGGACGCUCAGUCACGCUGUGCAAUGUACACGUGGGUUUUGUUUCUUGGGAAGGUCUCUCAACUAUAUCAGCUCUGAAUGGAGUCAGGGUAAUUAUAUGCUUAUUUAUUAGCAAGUAAUAAAGAGCAAAUUUCACAUGGAAAAUAUAUUAAAUGUUAUGUGACAAAUAGUCUAUAACAGAAAAUGAAACCAAAAAUGUGCAGAAUUCACGACUAAAAGCCUUAAAAGUAGGUAUCGUUUUCAUAUAAGCCACUCUUUCCAGCUUUGUGGUAAAUGUACAGGACUGUAUGAAAUGUGUGAGUUGUCUGUGCCAGUGACAGCACUGCAACAGCUGCACUGACACUGGCACUUCUGUAGAGGUUAAAUAAAGGUGGGUGUUGUGUUUUAGUGAUAAUGCAUUAAAGCAAUCAAGAAACACAUGCAACUUUUACCACCCGCCAAAAGACUUUAAUUAUGCAUGUAUGAAGUGAUACUGGAAAUCACCAAUUAGCAACAAAAAAAAGAAAGAAAAUUCAUGUACUCUUCAUGACUGUCGCUUACCUGGGCUAUUUAUGUUGCUUUGAAGCCAAGUCACCAGCAUUUGUAGCCCAGUUCAACAGUUUGAAUUUUUUUUUUUUUUUUUUUUUUUUUUUUUUCCUCCUUAACUGAUGUCUUAAUGAAAGGUCCAGGAACCACUGGGACAAGAAAAUUGCCACAAACUCUGGAAAUAUGGGCACUAGCACAGCUGCCUUUUUAAUUUCCUGCUCUUGUGCAAGCAGUGGGUUCCAGCAGCAUCACAGCACGAGGAGCAGGUUUCAGGUCGUCAGCAGGCUCUCGAGGAUGGAUACGCUCGUGACAGAAUGUCCUGCUGGCCAUGCCUCCAGCUGAGCCUCUUGCAGCAUCUGCUGGUGUUACCAUCCUGGGCAUGGAGACACUCCAUCUGAACUACAGACCUCCUCCAAGGAGUUAAUCUCAACCCCCCAAAAGGCUGGAGUCUCUGAGAAGCUUGGUAAUUCCAGUGGCCCUUCACCUUCAGUUUUCAGUUGGAUCAUUUUUAAUUAAAAGUUCCUACCUCCAAAGGACAUUGAAAUAACAAAGCCACGUGCAUGGGUCAUAGGAUAUGUAAACAGGAGAUGUGAUCACCCAGGUAAAACUACUGUGUUGCACAUGUUCAGAAAGGGGGCUAUCGGUCUGGUCAGCCCGGGAACACUUUCAAAGCAUGGAUUUUAAAUGGACAAAGAAAUGUAAAAUAUAAGAAAACAAAAAAAAAGUUUCAUACUGUCAUUACUGUCUUGUUCCCCUCACAAGAUAAAGCAUGAGAAGGUGUAAAGUAUAUAUGAUUUAAAAUGCUGCAAAAGAAAUCUUUUGCCCUCAUUUCUGACUUACCUUAUUUAUCAUUAAUUGGGUAUUCUUCAUCUGGGUGAUGCCUGGUCUGCUGCAAAUUGUCUUCCCUCCUUCUCUGAGUUUGGGAACUUAACACAUUGUGCCAAAACUGGUUCAAAAGCUAAUUGGAAUAUUUCAGUUCAUUGGACUUUUGUAGCAACAAAAGCAUGUGGGAGAGUUUUCUAAUGAUUUAGUAUGCAGCUCAAGGCAAGUACAAAGCAUUAUGCCAUGCACUGUAUUAAUGCACACAUAAAAUCCAGCUU